Anthostomella pinea is the source of this 1539-nucleotide messenger RNA. The record is from the annotation of a GenBank genome assembly. NCBI's taxonomy places the organism in Eukaryota, Fungi, Ascomycota, Sordariomycetes, Xylariales, Xylariaceae.
AUGGCAAUGGUUUCUGCUGGCGGGCCACGACAUCUUGCCCUCAACCAAGAUGUCAACUUCCCCUCUAGUGACAGUGUGACGAAUCCACUGCAGUGGCUGGGUGCUAAUGGUCCGUGGUACGCUGGCCCAAACGUCUUCAAUAUUUCCUCAGAGGUGCCCGAAGGCUGUUACAUCGACCAGGCCGCUUAUGUGUCAAGACAUGGCUCGAGAUAUCCCGACCAAGGGGCCUACGACGGCUGGGUAGCAAUGUACGAAAGGUUUCAAGCGGGCAACUACACAUCGAGCGGGAGCUUGUCAUUCCUGUCAUCAUGGCAACCUGUCUUGACCAACCCGGCACUACAGAUUGCCAACGAGAACCCAACUGGCGCCAAGGAGGCGUAUGAUCUAGGGUAUACCCUACGCACAAGAUACCCUGACCUGUAUCAGCACGGGGAUGAGUUCAUGGUUUGGUCAAAUAACUACACCCGCGUACUUCAGACAGCAUCCAUGUUUGUGCGAGGGUUCCUAGGUUUCGCCGCUGCCCAGAACGGGAGCGUCAUCUCUGUGACAUCGAAGGGAUAUCCUGCUGGUACUGGCGACUCACUGGCCCCUUCAGAUAUGUGUCCGAGCUUCGAAGACACCGAGGGCGGCGAAUACAAGACGACAUGGGAUGACAUAUGGAUACCGUCUGUCCAGGAUCGCUUGCAAUCAUUCAUCGACGGCAACCUGACACUAACGGCCGACGACGUCAGUCAGAUGCCGUAUCUGUGCGGUUUCGAGAGCCACAUAGCUGGCCGACUGUCGGCGUGGUGUGACGUAUUUACCGACGAGGAGUUGAAGCAAUACGAAUACUCAAACGACCUUCGGUAUUACUACGGUGUUGGCCCAGGAACGGAUCUCCCAAAGAAGAUGAUGACCCCCUUUUUGAACGCCUUGGUUGGUAUACUGCAACAAGGCCCCACGACCACCGGUGUGAAAGCCGAUGGCUCAAGCUUCAAGUUACCGAAGAUCCUGUCGAGUUUCUUGAACGAUGGCCAACUCUCCGAACUCGUCACCGCGAGUGGCGUAUUCGACGAUCAGGCCCCUUUGUCAGCGACGGAGAAAGACGAUGAUCGCCUAUGGGUUGGCUCGCACUACGUCUCCAUGCGUGGCACCAUUGCCUUUGAGCGCUUCAACUGCGCCGUGUACGAUGUGGGCGAGCCGACUAGUUCCAUGCCCUCUUCCACAAGCACCGUACCACCGCACUAUCCAAACUCUACCGUGUCAGUGAGCGUCAACUCGACCCAGCCCACAGCACCACCGACCUCGAGCAAUGCCAUGUAUAUUCGUAUCCGCCUUAACGAUGCUGUAUACCCGCUAUCGUUCUGCCAGGGUGGCCCAGGCUCUUCGUGCCUGCUGAGUGACUACGCCGACUACGUCGCGGAAAAAUACGCAGCUGAAGGGGACUGGAUCACCAACUGCAACGUCACGGUCGAUGAGGACACACCUACCACCGUGAAGGGUGCCAGCUUCUUUACCGACCUCAGCAGUCCUUGGGUUAGCCAGAUUUCGCCUUAUUGA